This is a messenger RNA of Oryza sativa Japonica Group (Japanese rice), 2102 nucleotides long. Its product is annotated as factor of DNA methylation 5. The record is from RefSeq and is a predicted model, not a curated record. NCBI's taxonomy places the organism in Eukaryota, Viridiplantae, Streptophyta, Magnoliopsida, Poales, Poaceae. Gene Ontology annotation, biological process: gene silencing by siRNA-directed DNA methylation.
AUUCUUGGCGAUCCUCCUCCUCCUCACCUUCUCGAUCGCAUCCGAAUUCAUUUUCGAUUUUCACCCACUCUACCUGUGCAGUAAUAAUAAGAGAGAGUGAGGGAGAGGGGGGAUCCAUCGCUCGGAGGCUCGGAGGAGCGGAGCAGCGAUCCAGGACAGCGCAAGAAGCUCCGCGGAGGCAUGGAUUGAGAUUGUUUUCAUCUGCUUGGUCGAGUGUCGAUCUCCGCGAGAAUUGUUGUGGGCAUUCUUCCUUUGCCUCCAAUGGACCAUAGCUCUUCAGAAGAAUCUGAUGUUAGUGAUUCAGAUAUUGGUGUGCACGAGGAAAAGACUUAUAAUCAACUGAGAGCCGAAAAAGUGAAAGUGAAGCAUGGCAACAACACAUUUCGUUGCCCAUUCUGCCCAGGGAAGAAGAAGCAGGAUUACAGCUCCAAGGAUCUUCUGCAGCAUGCCUCAGGAGUAGGGGCUGCUUCGAAGCGCAAGGCGAAGGUUAAGGCGACACACCUAGCACUUGCUCGCUAUCUGAAGGUUGAUCUAGCUGGCUCACUGGAAUCAUCACCACAACUUGCUACCGUUGAGCAUCAACCUCCUGGGAGUGAAGAGAAGUAUGUAUGGCCAUGGAUGGGUAUACUGGUUAAUCUGCCAACUGAGUUGAAAGGGAAAGGAUUUGUUGGGGAAAGCGAGGAGAGGCUAAGAGCACAAUUCUCACGAUUCAAACCACUCCAAGUAACUAUCCUUUGGAAUUCAACAGACAAUGCAGAUUAUGCUAUCGUGAAGUUUGCUGAAAACUGGAAUGGAAUGAAGGAUGCAUUGGCUUUUGAAAAGCAUUUCAAUGUGGAGAGGUAUGGUAAAACUGAUUGGAACAAAAUAAACUGUAGAAGAGAUGAUCUUUUUGGGUGGGUUGCAAGAAGUGAUGACUAUAACUCUCUUGAGCCAACGGGAAAGUACUUGAGGAAAAAUGGAGAGCUUAAAGGUGUAUGUGAUCUGGAACAUGAAGGCCAGCGAAAAAUGGGCAGGCAUGUGGGUCAUUAUGCUUGCCAAAUCGAAGAGAAGAACAAAUACUUAGAAGAGUUGAAGCUUAUGAACAACCAAAAUGGCCUAAAACUUGAAAGGAUGAUGGAAGAGAAAGAUCAAUUGUUUGAAGAACAUAAUAGAAAUAUAAUAGAACUGCAGCAGCAUGCUUGCAAAGAUUCAAAGAGAAUAAUUGAUGAAAACCUAAAUCUGUAUGAAGAACUGCAGGCUAAGAAACAUGAAAUUGACCGGAGAUGUAAGGAACUUAAUUAUUUGGCUACAAAUACUAAUAUUGACAGAGGAAAACUCGUAGCAGAGAAAGAAAAGAAUGCAAAGGAGAAUGAGCUUCUUAAUUUAGCAAAUCUAAAGCAGAAGGAGGCAGAUGAAGAGCUUUUGCGGCUUGUUGAGAAACACAAGGGAUUAGAAAAAAUGGCAGGAGUUCGAUCCAUUAUAGGUGUGAAGAGAAUGGGUGAGCUUGAUCAGAAGGCCUUUUAUAAUGCAUGCAAAAAUAAAAUGCCAAAUAAUAAGAUGAAAUUGGCACUUGUUUGUUCAAAAUGGGAAGAUGAGAUAACAAAACCAGAAUGGCAUCCUUUCAAAGUUAUCGAGACUGCUGGACAGACAAAGGAAAUAAUCAAGGAAGAUGAUGGGAAGCUGCAGGCUUUGAGGGCGCAAUAUGGGGAUGAGGCUUGCAACGUUGUCGUUAAGGCCCUUGUUGAAAUGAAUGAAUACAAUCCCAGUGGCAUGUAUCCUGUCCCUGAGCUGUGGAACUUCAAGCAGAACCGGAGUGCCCCUAUGCCAGAGGCAGCAAGUUACUUGCUGAAGCAGUGGAAGACGCACAAGAAGAGAAACACCUGAGUGAGAUCUGGACCCUGCUCGUGGUAUCGUUAUCUGUAGAAUUCGUCCCCUGACAUGUAGUUGGAUGAGGCUGCCUAUUAGUGAAGCAAGUAUUCAUAUCUCCCAGACAUUGUCUGUCUCUACUGGCGACAUUGUAGUGCACAUUUGAGAGUUGAGGCUAUAUGAAUAUUCGCAAAAUACAGUAAUGUUAAUGAUUUAGAUGCUACUCUGUGAUGUUAUGAAAGUUCAUUUCUUUUUUU